Lecanosticta acicola is the source of this 2803-nucleotide messenger RNA. The record is from the annotation of a GenBank genome assembly. NCBI's taxonomy places the organism in Eukaryota, Fungi, Ascomycota, Dothideomycetes, Mycosphaerellales, Mycosphaerellaceae.
AUGCCGGAAUUUUUCUCGCAGCUCGUUGCGGGCUUCGGUUUGAAUGCUGGCGGAUCGAUAAGAAGUGAAAGGAGAGAGGGCGAGAAUGGACAAGGUCGUGCGAGCGAAUAUCCGUUACAGAGAGGGGGCGCAGUGGGAAAAUUCCAGCAAAAUCUGAACGACAUCGCCCAUGUCGAGAUGAUGAAUAAGAAGCGUCGGCGAAUCGCAACGUCAGGCGGUAGGACCUCGUUGGAAAGUCCCCCCAACGGCUCAAAUGGGGCUGUUCUAACCCCUCGGUCAAAGCAGCCAAAAUCAACGGGUGAGUGAAGGAGUUAUUAUGAAUGAUUGACUUCUAUCACUAAGCGUCGUGAAGGGAAAAUUUCGCCGUAUUUUCCCGUCAAAGAGACUCGAGCGACGACGAGUAGGGUGCAAACAUAUUCCGGCGACCCGUCUGCGGGCUCCAACAAUGAAAUAUCACCAACGCUUAUCCCACCAUCGUCCACCUUUCCGAGUGGCUCGAUCUGGUCGGACGAAGAUGUGCAGUUCUUACGCGACGCACGCGAAGAGCAUGCAAUCCGCGUCAACAAUGUGGUCUCUACCGGUGUUGGGGCUGGGGUCGGACAUGACCCUCCUGAGCGGCUAUGUACAGCACGCGAGGAAGAGUCCGACGAGAACGACUCUCCUCCCGGGACCAUGGGCUGCAGUCAGUGGUCUUUCCAAUUUCUUGACGCGGGUACGCAGCACAAUGAAGAAAGAAUUCAGCGCGCGGCCACGGAUCGCGGUUCCGACGGUGAUGGCAGCGCGGCUCUCCAGGCGCUCUCACAGUCUGGCGGGACUCAGCCCGGAAACCUCUCCCAGCCGGCUCGAUCCCAGCCGGCUCGAUCCCAGCCGGAUAACGGCAUUGCAUCCACAUUUCACUGCUCAAUCUCCUGGACGGCAUGUAUUGACCGGCUCGACGCCCUUGUCCUAGAGCAGUCAGGCGGGCAAGGAAUUGCAGACGGGGACGGUCGCGCGGCCGCGAAAUGGCACGCUGUUCGUAGAGGGCACCGUCCUGGUGUAUAUGAGGAUCCUGAUGAGGCUCUCCAGCAAAUGGACGGAUUCUCGAACGCUCUGUACAAAGCCUGCGACACCGAAGAAGAGGGAAAUUAUUUCGUCAACCACGACAAGAACGGAUGCCAAGGGUCUUGCUGUCGAGAGGACGAAAUCGUGCUCAGCGAAGAGCAGGCUAAGCUCAUGCGAACCGUACAGGAGUUGAAGAACGUAUGUUGUCUCGGUCCCGGAGGCACUGGGAAGUCAUUCAUCACUCGCCUCCUUACCAAGGAGCUUACCGAGAAAGGCCUACUCGUGAGCAUCACCGCUGCUUCCUCACUGGCGGCGCUGACGAUCGGCGGAAGGACUGUGGAGUCCUGGGCUGGCUUCACGCUCGAAACGAAGAAAAAGCCUCUGGUGCAAGUGUUGCGGCAGGCACUCAACUCACCAAGCUACAAUCGAAUACUCGAGACGCACAUCCUGGUCAUCGACGAGAUCAGUAUGGUGUCUUCGGUCGUGAUGUAUCGUCUGGACAAGCUCUGUCGCUUUGUGCGGUCCAGGCUCGAUGAGCCAUUCGGUGGGAUCCAGAUGUAAGUAACACGGACUAGGCGAAAGCAGGUUCUGUGUUCACUAACGAUAUCGGAUUUCACAGAAUCGCGAUGGGGGACUUCAGGCAGCUGCCGCCUGUGAAACCUUUUGAAUAUUGUGCGGAUUGUGGCGUCGCAACUAAUGUCGACGUAGUCUGCCCACAAUGUCGAAAAGACUGGUCCGAAGCAGAGCCUCUCGCCUUUGGCUGCCACGUCUGGGAUGAGUGCGUGUUCUCCUACCUAGCCCUCACCAAGCCAUUUCGACAAAUCGACGAGGCCUUCUUCAACAUCCUCUCGAAAGUGCGGCUCGGUGAGCUCUCGGAUGCAGACGCUAACUUGCUCCUGCAUCAUGACUCCGACACGACUGACGGCAUACAUCUGUAUCCGAGGAACGACGACGUCGAUGAGCACAAUCGGAAGAGGCUCAACGAGCUUCCCGGGCCAUCCCAGACCUACAAAUGCGUAGACGAAUUCGUAUGGAACGGAACCUCGCCGCAAGACUGGGAGCUGGCUCGCAACAUGGCCGACACGAAGUAUCAUGAGCAUCGUCUCGACAGGCGGUCGGAAUUGCGGGUAGGCGCGCAAGUCAUGCUCACUGCCCAUGUCAAUGAGAGGUUGGGCCUCGUCAAUGGCGUCCAGGGCAAGAUCGUGGGCUGGCAAUCCGUUCCCAAGGUCAAUGCCCAAUGGGGAGAAUUCUACCCCGAUCGAAAGCGCAAUGUUGCAGCUUGGUGCGAACAGAACGGCAUCGACAGGUUGCCCGUCAUCCGCACAAAGGACGUGGAGCAAUUCGUCGUCCUCCCGAUCUGCAUGGUCGAGUCGAUCGGCCAGCUCGUCGAGGGAUCGGAGCCCACGGUCGUUGCCCGCGCACAGAUCCCAUUGACCCUCGCCUGGGCGCUCACCAUCCACAGGGUCCAGUCGCAGGAGUUUGACAAGGCAAGUAUUCGUUGGGAAGCGCAAAACCCAUCGUCCUCUCGCUGACUUUCGCGCGCGCGCGCUUGGGUUCGCAGAUCAUCGUCCAUAUGGAUCGCAUCUGGAGUCGCGAACUAGCAUACGUGGCCUUGUCGAGAGCCAAGGACUUGAAAGGGUUGGAGGUCGUGUGUCGCGAUGGUUUGAAUUCACUCAAGCGAGGUGGUAGGCUGACGGCGUCGGAGCGCACCCGAACUCUCGACAUCUGGUCCAAGACGCAUUACUCGGCCAUUACGAUUUGA